AUGGCUAAUUCUUUUAACUUGCGUCCCCAAGGUGGGCUGCCCGGUGAUACUGAGCCCAACCCAAAGCAAUUGCAUGCGGUAAGUACUAGAAGUGGGCUGCAAUUAGAGGAACUAGCUCCACAGAAGAGAGACACUGAGGUAAGUAACAAAGAAAAGAAGGUGGAAGAGGUAGUAAAAAGCUCCAAUGCUGAGGUUCACAUUAAUCUACCUUUGGUUGAUAUUUUGCAGGGUAUCCCGAAGUAUGCUAAAUACGUGAAGGACAUUGUGGAGAGCAAGAUGAGGCUCACUGAAUAUGAAACUAUAGCACUUACUGAGGAGAGAAACUCAAGGAUCCAAAACAGACUGCCAAAAAAGUUAAAAGGUCCAGGUAGUUUUACUGUGCAGAUUACAAUUGGGCAAAGUGUUCAUGCCCGGGGGUUGUGUGAUUUGGGGGUAAGUAUAAAUUUGAUGCUCUUAUCUUUGUAUAAAAAGUUUGGGUUGGGUAGUCCAAAACGAACCACUGUUAUUCUCCAACUCGCUGAUAGAUCCAUUGCUAGGCCAGAUGAGGUGGUAGAAGAUGUGUUACUGCAAGUAGGUUCAUUGAUUUUUUCGGUAGAUUUUGUGGUCUUAGACUUUGAACCCGAUUCUGAAGUUCCAUUCAUUUUGGGACGACCUUUCUUGGCCAUGGGUAGGGCAUUGGUUGAUGUAGCAGCUGGUCAACUAACUAUGAGGGCACAUGAUAAGGUUAAGGUAUUUGAUGUUUACCAUGGUUUAAAAUUACCUUCUAUUUAUGAAGAGUUGUCUGCUAUUAUUGUGGUUGAUCGCAUGGUAGAAUCACAAGUAGUUGUGCCCGAAGAUCGUUUAGAAAGAGUGUUAGAGGGUCAUGAGAUAGAGGGAGACACUGAAGCUCAAGAGAUUGAAUCAUGCUUAAAUCUAGCACUAGUAGACACUCGUAGGAAUCAAGUGGAGUCACUAGAUCGCGAGUUGGCCCCCCCACCAAAGCCAUCAAUAGAAGAAGCCCGUACGUUGGAACUAAAAGCUUUGUUAGCUCACCUAAGGUAUGCUUAUUUGGGUACUAAUGAAACUUUGCCUGUUAUACUUUUUGCAGAAUUGUUUGACUUACAGGUUGAUGCGGCAUUGAGGAUCUUAAAGCGGAGGCGGAAAGCAAUUGGAUGGCAGAUGGCUAAUAUUCAUGGGAUUAGUGUGGCGUUAUGCAUGCACAAAAUUUACAUGGAAGAGGAUCACAAACCCAAAACACAACAUCAACGUCAACUGAAUCUUGUGAUGAAAGAAGUAGUAAGAAAGGAAGUCAUAAAGUGUCUAGAUGCUGGAAUUGUGUACCCAAUCUCUGAUACUAAGUGGGUAAGUCCGGUACAAUGUGUUCCUAAGAAGGUAGGUUUUUACAGGCGAUUCAUCAAGGAUUUUUCCAAGAUUGCCAGACUUAUGUGCAGUCUUUUGGAGAAGGAGGUGAAGUUUGACUUUGAUGAGAUGUGUUUGAAAGCUUUUGAGAUGUUGAAGAGGAAUUUAAUUGAGGCUCCUAUCUUAAUUGCUCCUGAUUGGGGAUUACCAUUUGAACUCAUAUGUGAUGCAAGCGACAUAGAAAUGGGUGCAGUGUUGGGACAGAGAAAGAAUAAAGUGUUCCACUCAAUCUAUUAUGCAAGCAAGACGCUUGACUCUACACAAGCUAAUUACACAGUGACUGAGAAGGAGAUGCUGGCUCUAGUGUUCGCCUUCGACAAGUUCAUAUCGUAUUUGGUAGGUACUAAAGUGAUUGUUUUUACUGAUCAUGCAGCUAUUAGGUACUUGUUCAACAAGAAGGGUGCUAUACCAAGGUUGGAGGAUUUUUCACAUGUAAAUGAAGGUGAGCAAAUCCGGGAACAGUUUCCGGAUGAACAAUUGAUGGCAUUAGAUAUCUCUCAAGUACCAUGGUAUGCAGACAUUAUGAAUUUCAUAGUAAGUGGUGAUUAUCCUCCGGGUUCAACCACCCAACAAAAGAAAAAGCUCAAUCAUGAUGCCAAGUUCUAUAUAUGGGAUGAGCCGUUCUUGUUCAAGUAA
Solanum verrucosum is the source of this 2034-nucleotide messenger RNA. RefSeq lists its product as uncharacterized. The transcript is spliced from 4 exons. Lineage: Eukaryota; Viridiplantae; Streptophyta; Magnoliopsida; Solanales; Solanaceae. The record is from RefSeq and is a predicted model, not a curated record. Bases 1 to 2034 code for a protein of 677 amino acids.